This is a messenger RNA of Vicia villosa (hairy vetch), 1278 nucleotides long. RefSeq lists its product as uncharacterized. The transcript has 2 exons. The record is from RefSeq and is a predicted model, not a curated record. Gene Ontology annotation, molecular function: nucleic acid binding; RNA-DNA hybrid ribonuclease activity. Lineage: Eukaryota; Viridiplantae; Streptophyta; Magnoliopsida; Fabales; Fabaceae. Bases 1 to 1278 code for a protein of 425 amino acids.
AUGCAUUUAAAAAUAGCAUACAUUACUGUACCAAAAAAAGAGAGGAUACAUUGUAUUCACUGGCUGGCGUGGGAUAAGUUGGCUUGUCCGAAGAGGGAUGGAGGAUUAGGAUUUAGAGAUUUUUGGGCGUUUAAUUUGGCUAUGGUAGCUAAACAAGGAUGGAAACUGUUAUCCGAUCCUGUCUCCUUAGUUUCCAGAUUCUUCAAAGCAAGGUAUUUUCCUAAUUCCUCGUUUUUGAAUGCCAAUUUGGGUUCUAAUCCAAGCUUUAUGUGGAGAAGUCUCUGGAAAGCUAGGGAUGUUUUGUGUUUGGGCUGUAGGUGGAGUAUCGGUACCGGAAGUAAUAUCAAAGUUUUACAUGAUUCCUGGCUUUGGGGAAGUACAUAUUUUCGUGUCAGUGGCCUGUUCCUUGAAGGUGUGUACAACCUAACGGUUCAAGACCUCCUCUUACCCAAUAGUAAGCAAUGGAAUGUCGGUGUUGUCAACUCUUUAUUUGAACAAGUGGUGGCUGAUCAGAUUUUGAAUACUCCUUUGAUUGAGGAGGUAGUUGAUGAUGUUCUUAUUUGGAAUGAGGAGAGAAGUGGGGCCUAUAGUGUUCGUAUAGGUCGGGAGGAUAAGAAAGAUGCUGGGCGUUUUGCUAUGGUUGUAGAGAGUCUGUGGAAGAACCAGAAUAAUAUUGUUUGGAACAAUAAUAGGGAAGAUCUUGCGAGAAUUGGUAUCCAAGCUUAUUACAAUUGGUUUGAUUGGUUUAAUGCUCGGGAUGAUCUUGGUGUGAAUAUUGAUCCUCAGCUCCCUAUGGUUCGGAACCCCCCUGCUGUAGGAUGGUUGAAGUGUAAUGUCGACGCGGGUUUUAAUAAUUACCAUCAAACUACGAAUAGGGCGUGGUGGCUUCGUGAUAAUUUGGGGAGAUUUCUUGUUGCAGGUGUAGCUUGGGAUAAAGGUAUCACUUCACCUAUAGAAGCUGAAGCUUUGGCUCUGAAGGAGGCCAUCCAGACUGCUAUUACCAUGAACUUAAAUAAUGUGAUUUUCGAAAGUGAUUCCCAAGUGGUAAUUCAUGCUAUUAAUUCUACGGUUACUGGGAAGUCGGAGUUUAAUAUUAUUAUUACUGCUAUCCGGAGAUUGUUGAGUCUUGUUACAAACUUUGAGGUGAAGUUUAUUAAGCGCCAAGCGAAUAUGGUUGUCGACUCUUUAGUUAAGGCGGCCAAUUCUUGGUCUAGGCGUAGUUUCGUUAAUGUUGCACCUCCUUGUAUUGACAUUUAUUUGGUUAAUGAUAUGAAUUAA